Molecule: messenger RNA, 1143 nt
Organism: Prorocentrum cordatum
Lineage: Eukaryota; Dinophyceae; Prorocentrales; Prorocentraceae
Source: the annotation of a GenBank genome assembly
AUGGAGCAGGUAUUCGGGUACGCGCGCAGGAUCCUCAAGGAGGUGGGGUCCGAGAAGGUGGACUACAGCAACGAAGGCUGCCUCGUGAGCGUGCAAGGACUUACGGCUACGGAUGAGCUGCUUUGCGACGCAGAUUUCAAUUUUCGUUUCACCAAUUGCGCCAAGAUCAAGCGGGCUGUUGAAAUGUACCAGUGGGUCGAGUCCUCGACGACGGAGGAGAGAGAUACUCCAGGCGGUGGCAAGGACAAGGUCACAACGUAUUCAUAUGACAUGCGGUGGGUGGGAACCCACAACGACAGCUCGACGUUUCACGAUUCAUAUUACCAGAACCAGAACCCACCUUUCCCGAUCGGGGACAGAGAGCUGGUGGCGAUGAGGGUGUCGCUUGGCGCUUUCAGUCUGACGAAGAAGCUCAUUUCGCAGAUGGUGGAUUGGCGGGCGGCGAACGAACUGCCGCCCAGUUGCUUUGCGGCAGGCCGAAGCUUCAGGCAGCAGGGGAGCAGCGGUGUUUACAUGACGAACUUGGAAGGCCAACCCCAACUGGGUGACAUGCGAGUCACCUUCCAGCAGGUCGAAUGUGGCAACGCCACAGUACUGGCGCUGCAGCACGAUAACUCCUUCACGGAGCUGAGCUACGCGAUGAUCCCGAAGCGUUGCUCCUGGCCGUGGUCGCCGCCUCCAGCCAAGGUGGAUCUCAGCCAGCCGCUGCUCGAGCACGGAAAGGACAGCUUGCCAACGAACCCUUGCUGUUGCAUUGGGAAUUGCAUCCAGAGCGGUGAGGAGCUCAACGAGCUGGCCGAAGCCCACCUCAGCGCCGGUGAGAUGAUGGGGCGAGCCGAGGGCAAGCAGAAGUGCAUUCACCUCGGGCUCUUGACGCUCGGGUACUUCAUGUUCUUCAUCGGGUUCCUCUUGCAGUUCCAGUUCGUCCCAACACUUUUUCGCAUCGUGCCUUGGAUCGGCACGUGGGUCCAGUAUUUCGGGAAUGCAGUUGCGUUCGUGGGUGCCUUCUUCUGCGGUUGUUUUUGGUGGAGCGGUACUCUUGCCUUCUCUUGGCUCUUCUCACGGCCCAUCCGUGCCAUCCUGCUCUUCUCUUUCGCCACUGCCAUGGUGGCUGUCCCUACCGUUCUGUCGCAGGGGCACUGA